Molecule: messenger RNA, 3295 nt
Organism: Meleagris gallopavo (turkey)
Lineage: Eukaryota; Metazoa; Chordata; Aves; Galliformes; Phasianidae
Source: RefSeq, a predicted model, not a curated record
CCUUCCUUCCUUUUUUUUCAGAACAUGAGUGAAAACUUGAAGGACUGUUUGAACCAGACCCAGGCUUCCUUAGGAGAAAUGGUGACAAUAAAAACAGAGGCCUGCUCACCGCACCAGGACCAGGAGUAUGGACAGCCUUGCUCUGGAAGGCCCGAUCCACAGUCCAUGGAUGUGGAGCCCAAGAAACUGAAAGGGAAACGGGAUUUGAUCAUGACCAAGAGUUUCCAGCAAGUGGAUUUCUGGUUCUGCGAGUCCUGCCAGGAGUACUUUGUGGAUGAAUGCCCCAACCACGGUCCCCCUGUGUUCGUCUCUGACACACCAGUGCCUGUUGGCAUCCCUGACCGGGCAGCACUGACCAUCCCGCCUGGCAUAGAGGUGGUGAAAGAACCCAGUGGGGAGAACGACGUGCGCUGCAUGAACGAGGUGAUCCCCAAAGGUCAUAUCUUCGGGCCAUACGAGGGACAGAUCUCUAGCCAGGACAAGUCCGCAGGAUUCUUCUCGUGGCUGAUAGUUGACAAGAACAACCGCUAUAAAUCCAUCGAUGGGACAGAUGAAACCAAAGCAAACUGGAUGAGGAACAUGGCUGAACGAAAGAGGAAGCCCAAGUUUUCCAAGGAAGAACUGGACAUUCUGGUCACUGAGGUGACCCGAAAUGAAGCCAUGCUGUUUGGGAGGCAGACAGUGCGUCUGUCUCAUGCUGACAGGGACAAGAUCUGGGAAGACAUAGCCAGACAGAUCACAUCAGUCAGCCAGGUCCCCAGAUCUGUAAAAGACAUUAAACACAGAUGGGACGACAUGAAGAGAAGAACCAAGGACAAACUGGCAUUCAUGCAGAGAUCCCUUUCUAGCCCCAGCAGCAAGGGGCGGCCCUCAGCUAUCGUCCUGACCGCCCAUGAGAAAGCUAUCGAGUCAACGCUGCAUUCAUCGCGCCAUGUGCACAGCUUCCGGAGAGCGGAUCUGGAUGUGGUUGACAGCCUGUCAACAAGCUCUGACGAAGAUGAGGAGAUGCCAGGAACUUCUCAGGAGCACCACUCCUCAUCGCUGCAGAGGGCCAAUGUAGAAAUCAGCCAUCUCUCCAGGCCCUCCUUCCUCCACACCUCUUCCUCGUCAGAGCACUCAGAAGCUAUCAGCCAAAGGCAGGAGCUGCACCAUCCUUCACCGUGCACCUCCUCGUCCUGCAAAUCCCCACGUCCCAGGACAAGAAGCCCGCCUCUCUCCAGCUUUGAUCACCAGCUUCUUCAUUCCCACCUGCAACAAACAGACCUGUUCAGGCAGUUCUGCCAGGAGCUGGUGGCUAUUCACAGGGACAUGGCAGAAAGCAUGCAUGUCAUUGGUCAGAAGAUGACCGACCUCACCAGUCAGGUUGGCCAAAUGUGCCAGACCCUAUCGGAAAUCCGUGAUGGGGUCCAGAGUUUUCAUAGGACACAGAGCCCUAGUGUCACAUGGAAGCCUCUUCUGCAAGCAGCUCGCUCAAAACCACCCCCUGAGCCCAGUGCAGAAUCUAACCAACUGCCUCCAAAACAGACAGCUCCUGCACGGACUACCAGAUCACGAAAGAGAAAACACCAUAUUUAGUCUGCUUCAUAUAAAGUAAAGAAGGUUGCCCUGUCUAGAGCUGCUGCAUGCUCACUUGGCCUCUCCAUGUAUACUAGAACUAUAUGGGGAAAGUUAACAGCUAACCCCAACCCAUCUGUCCCUCUGCUAACGUCUAACAAAGCACUGUGAAUUACAACAGCUGAAUUGUAUGGCUGUCCCUCUGCACUGACAAAGAGGAAUCUCAGAUCUUACAGAUUUUGGGAUAUAGGGCAUCUUCCUAUUCAUAGAAACGAGAAGAUUUAACUAUUUUCCCCAUGCUUUAUAUGCUUUGUAAGCUAAGAGAUGCAGUAGGAAUCAUUACCUUGAUCUCUUUGUGCCUGCAAAGCAUUAUUUACUGAGACUAUGUCCUAGAGAACUCCCUUUGCUAUCAACCCACAGAUUGACCCUACUACUGCCUUCCCAUCAUCUUCCUGCAAAUUACCAUAUGCACACUGCGGAGCCUUAACUAAUAGAUGCAUCCUUUACAGCUCUAAAGUUUUCUUGCUCAUUAUUUUUAUCUUGUGCUCAGCAAUAAUGGGCAAUUCAGGGCUUACUUGACUGUUAGGCAUAGGUUUGGGAAGAGGUUUGUAAAAGCAGAGCAUAUGCAGAGGGAAAGGAAGCAAGCACAAUGCUGCAAGAUCUUUCUGCUGUCAGAAUGACAGGAGAUCUGAGCUCUUUGUGGCAUUAGAGUGCUGAGAAGGGCUGAUCUGGUAUGUGCCUGCAUGCUGUAGUACCACAUGCAUUUAAGUAAAAAAGUUUAAUCUUUUUCUCUUCCAGUCUAUGUGAAACUUCCAUCUGCCUUUCACAACUGAAGUUAAAAUACAAUUAUUUCGUAGUGUGAUGGCUCUUAAACACAAUUAUAUCAUAUUAUUUUCUUUUGUGUAGUAAUCUUCAGUUUUGAACCACCUCUCCCUUCAUUAAAAUCUAAGAGACUGCAUAGAAAUAAGGGAAGAGACAGGGCUUCUGCCCUCAAGAACAGUUUGUUUGUGUCACUGUAACUCUGCUGACUUCAGUACAGUUGCUUCGGACUUGCUCAGUAUUACUUGGGAUGGAAUCUGUGCUGUGGUCUCCUAUUGUGAAAAGUUUACAUCUAAAUUCCAAGCUAUAUAGUUUAAGGUCUUGAACAUGUUGGCUCUGUACUGCUUCCUAACCCCAUACAUAUGCUAGAAAGAACUGUAAAACAUUUUAGUUGCUUUAGUGCUGCAUGAUGUUUCCAUGUACAAUCCCAAUUCUGGAAGUAUUUAAUAAUGUUGCCUCAGGUGGAGAUAAUGUAUUUGGCAGCUCUUUUUACAGCAUGACUGUUCUCUGCUUGAUUGCCACAUCUGCACCUACUGUGCUGCCCCAUGUCUGAAUUUAUCAGGGCCAUUAUCAUGCCAUGCCCCAGCAGGGAAGAAGGGUCAAGGUGGUACCUACACGCAACUAGCACACCACUCUGGGCUGUCCCAUUGUGGGUACAGAUGGGUUGCAGAAAACUAUUCAAGUCAGUGUGAUUGUCCAUCGCUGUUCCACGUGUGAGCUAUAGGCUUGACCAAAAAGCUGUAUACAUUUCAGCAGGAAUUGAACAUAGGCAGCACAGAAUAACAGAAGGAUGUCGUAUGUGUUCUUGGAGGAUCUUCUUCAUCAAUCUGUUUGGCCUGUCCUUUGAAAGUAUAGUGCACUAGCUUCUCUGAUGACUGUAUGUCUCCUGUGUCAGACAUUUCUGAUGUGCUUUUCCUUUUUU